AAAUGUGUAUGGGAAAGGAGAUGUAUAUACCAGACAUGGAUGGGGUGUUGUGCUUAUGGUAAUUUUAUCGUGGAGAUCCGUUACACAGAAUAUUUCUGUUGUUCAGGAUGGAGACACAAUGGGAAUAAAGCUUGUAAUAUACCUAUCUGUCGUGGUGACUGUGGGGGCGCCGUAAGAGGCACAUGCAUAGCGCCAGAUGUGUGUGAAUGUAAUGCAGAUUACACGGGAAAAUAUUGUUCUGAUAUUGCCGAAUGUUCGAGUCUGCGUCCUUGCUAUCCGGGUUACUGUGUUGGUAGCAACUGUCGGUGUACAAACAACUUUUAUCCAACAGGAGGCACGAGCACAGAAAACUGCCUUAGCUAUCCAACAGGCGAAAUAUAUGAACCAGUCAUCGAGCAAAGCACUGUAAAACUUGGAUACUACCAUCAAGUGAAACAGAUGAUAAUGUACAACAUGACCAUUGAUUCAGCAAUGAGUCCGGAAAAUGUUGAGACAUUUUGGACAAAUCGAAGGGAUUUUAAUAGACUCGACUUUACCUUUCAGUCUAUUUAUAGUCCUGAUGCACUGGAUCUGCCAAUUCAACCGAGUUAUGUUCAAUACUUUCAACUCGGUGUCACAGAGGCCGAUAUUUCUGUCAUAGUAACGAAUUUAACUAGUGGAAGUAAAUACAACAAAAAGUUAACUUGUUCGGGAAUCAGUAGAGAUGAUCCUGAAAAUAAAGAACUAUUUCGCUGUGAUGAUAGUAUUGACAAUUUCAACACUCGAUUCGACUCCGGAGACACAUAUAAAGUAACAUUUAGAGCAAAAAAUGGUGGAUUUAGAGUUCUCAGGAACGGAGACAAACAAUAUUACCAGGGCAGAGAAGCAAGAAAAAUAAUAGAAAUAAAAUUUGACACAGACACGCCAUAUCAUUGCUCUGAGAAAAACGAGUGCAGUGAUUCUACUUCCACAAUGAUGCAUAUUACUAAAGAUGUCACAGACACUGACAUCAGAAUCAGGUGGAAGGGAUGGAAAGAUCAGCUAUCCACAAUUGCUCGAUACGCUUUAGAGGUUUUUAAGUUGCAACCUGAUGGGGAGGGUAAUUUGAAAGAGCCUUACACUGAUCUAAUUCCAAACCCGGUCCCUCUGAUCAUAACAGAAUUCCCCGAAACUACAGAGGGUGCCGAGCACACGUUUUCAUACAGACCGAAGGAUCCUGGUGUUUAUUCUUGGAUAUUAGAGGCGAAUGACAAAGCCAACAAUUCGGCCUACACCAGACGGUUUGUUAUUUAUGAUCCAGUAUCAACUGUAACUUCAGACUCUUCUCACAGGCUCUAUGCCACCUCUGGUAACCCAAGAUCAGAUUAUAACUGGCAAAUUCAAAACCCUAAAACUAUAUCCCUCACGUGGAAAGACCAUUUUGUGAAUACUCUUCACGAAGAGGGCCAAUUUUUGAACCGCAUCAGACACUUUCCAGAUUCUUUAAGCGAUGGGGGUAUUCGUAAUGGCUAUAAAACUAUCCCUGACAAAUAUGAUGAUCUAGAAGGAAAAAGAACUAGGAACGCUAUAAUUAAUAAACGAGGGAUUGUAAAAUACGAUGUUGCCUAUUAUAUUGGGAGAAACCAGCUGAAUCCUCCGUCUUAUCAAAAUCAAAGUAUUGCUGAAUCUUCUAUUAAUAUUUCCUUAAGUCAAGAACUUAGGGAUGGGGAUUCUGUUAGUGUUUGGGUAAAGGCUUAUGACAUACUUGGAAAAUCCAAAGUUGAAAGGAUCCUUGUUCAUUAUGAUUCUUCGCCACCCACUGCGCAAGAUCCUACUCUGCAGAAAAAUAUUGGCGAAAACAAAAUGGAUUUUUCAAGCAGACUUCAGAUCCUUGGUGCUACUGAUCCAAAUAGUGGUGUUAAUAGAAUCAAGUAUCGCUUCUACGCCAAAUCAACUGGGGCUUUGAUAAAUAACAGAGAGUAUGAAUAUAAAAAUCCAGUGAGAGAUGUCAAUUAUUGUAAUAGGUUUCCUUGUGAUGAAAAUCUUCCAAGUGGUAACUCAUUCGGCAGAACCAUCCAGUUAGACUUUGACAAUUGCCAUGCAAUGAAUGUUAGCAAUGUUGCAACAGAAACCGUUACUAUGCAGUUAGAUAUAUACAAUUCCGCAGGACUUUUCAUCCAAAAGAGUAUUGAAAUUUAUAAUCUUACUACACUCCGGGGAGUCAACGAUUAUUUCGGUCCCAUGAACGUAAGAAUUGCAGAAGUCGUAUCUCCUACCAGUAUAAAAAUAAUGUGGGAGCAAGCACCCAGUUGUUAUAACAUACAGGGAAUCAACUUUACGUACACCAAAGCUGACGGGACGGACGAGAAGGCUUUCCUUAUCCAUAAAAACAAUCCCUGGCAUACAAUGAGUAACUUGGAACCGGGUGCAAAAUACAUUAUCAGACUUUAUACAUUGUAUGGUGAUGAUGAGAGCAACCCAAUAAGAAGUGAAGCUACCUUAUUUUCGACAAAUAUACCUCAAAGACUAACAGACGAAGGCCCGUCCACAGGUGCAGUUGCUGGUGGAGUUGUUGGUGGAAUCGUGAUAAUCAUCAUACUUGUCUUGAUAUUUUUGAUAUUCAUGGUAAAAACAAGAAGGAUGAGUAACCCAAUAGAUAGAUUUCGAUCUUCACCCCAGCAAACCUCUAGUUACAUAGAUAAUGAGUUUGAGCCUAUCGGUGGAGUAACAAGAAGGAACAACAGCAGUCUGCCAAAGGCUUAUGGUAACAGAGCCUACUCUCAAGAAUUUGAUGACGAUGUUUAUUACGCUGAAAACGAAACGCCCCUGAGGUACCAAAUAAUGCGGCAUAGAAUAACCUUCGAGGAGGAAAUUACCCGAGGAAAAUUUGCAAUCAUAUACAAAGCCAAGUUUAUGAGAGACAGCUCAACUACCGUUGUAGCAAAAACAAUGAAAGAAAAUCCAUCAAAGGCAGAUAUUGAAACCAUGCACGCCAAGGUGAAUUUUUACACAAUGAAGGUUGGGGAACAUCCAAACGUCCUCAAGUUUAUUGGAGUCGUAGAUGAUGACGUUCUUGGUCGAUUUAUGAUCCUGGAGUACUGUGAGAAUGGGACAUUGAAGGAGUAUUUAAAGAGCAAUAGACACAAAGUUAAUGAAGACAUGCAUGAAAAACUCUAUAGAUUCGCUUGUGGAAUCUGCAAAGGGAUGAACUACCUAGCUUCUCAAGGGGUUGUACAUAGACGUCUUGCUGCCAGAAAUGUUUUGCUGACAUUCCUUUUAGAGACAAAAAUCACAGGCUUUGGACCAGAACCUCGGGACAACGAAUCGGAUGGUGACAAUAAAAGUGAAAGAAUUCCAAUCAAAUGGAUGGCUCCAGAAUGUAUUAAAACAACAAAGUAUGCCACGGAAAAGAGUGAUGUCUGGUCUUAUGGGGUAGUUCUUUGGGAAAUUUUUUCCAUGGGCGAGGCCCCGUAUGAAGGAAUAAAGAGCGUGGAACUGGAUUCUAGACUAAAACGAGGAGAACGAUUGAAGAAACCAGAGCACUGUGACGACACAUUUUAUAAAAUAAUGAAGAAGUGCUGGUCAUAUGAGAGCAAGAAGCGUCCAAACUUUGAGGAAAUUGUGGACCAGCUUCAGACCCUCUUCACCGGAAAUAUUGAUGGCGAUGAUUAUUAUUACUCAAGACAAGGACUUUAUGAUAACCGAAAAUGAAAUAUCUGAUUUGCAACACCUUUUUUAGGAGAAUGUCAUUCAAAAGUGUUUUAGACUCAAACCAAACUAAAAUCGGCAAUGGAUUUUUUUUGGUCGAAAUUGUUCAAAAAUCAAGAUUAGAUUUGGUAUACAUUAUCUUGAUUUUUCACAUGAGAAAAAUUAAGCAAGUUUGUUUUGUUACAUUAUAUUGACUCGUGAAUUUUUUUUAUAAAGAGGUAGAUAGAAUUUUUUUUAUUGAAGUGGGCUCUUAAAAAAACUUUGAUUGACCUAAAACUAUAGAUUUUAUAACUUAAAAAGUGUAUCCGCCUCUGAAACGAAUCAUGGACU
Molecule: messenger RNA, 3996 nt
Organism: Saccostrea echinata
Lineage: Eukaryota; Metazoa; Mollusca; Bivalvia; Ostreida; Ostreidae
Exons: 22
Coding region: 40-3669 (1209 amino acids)
Biological process (GO): positive regulation of kinase activity; cell surface receptor protein tyrosine kinase signaling pathway; protein phosphorylation
Cellular component (GO): signaling receptor complex
Molecular function (GO): protein binding; transmembrane receptor protein tyrosine kinase activity; ATP binding
Source: RefSeq, a predicted model, not a curated record